Candidula unifasciata is the source of this 1140-nucleotide messenger RNA. Lineage: Eukaryota; Metazoa; Mollusca; Gastropoda; Stylommatophora; Geomitridae. The record is from the annotation of a GenBank genome assembly.
AUGAACAAUACUACGGUGGCUCCAUCUUCCAUCCUACUGAGGUACUCCUCCAGGACGGCCAUCUUAGACGAAUUUGCACCUUCCGGACAAUUUGUUGAGCGCGUUGUGACGCCAUUCUGGUACAUCAUUGGCUUUGUCGGUAAUCCCAUCUCAGCAGUGGUUUGGUUAGGACAACGUAUGCGGCGAAACAAUUCCUCAGCCAUAUACCUCGGAGCACUGUCAAUAUCUGACUGGUUGUUCCUGUUCCUUCACUUCCUUCAGACGCUCCAUUUCUCCUGGGGGUUUGAUGUCUACAAUACUCACGUCAUUUGUGAAAUAUUUCAUUUCCUGUACUACAUACCACAGUAUUUGUCCACAUUUCUUGUUCUAGGCUUCACGGUGGAGAGGUACGUGGCCGUAUGCCACCCGUUUCUCAAGGAGAAACUGUGUACUGUCAAAAGAGCCAUCAUUAUUGUGAUAUUCCUAGCGCUGUUUUCUGUCGGUUUGGCGUCUGCUCAGAUCUACAUCUGGACAUUCAGCGCAUUUGAAGGCACCUGUAACAUCCGGUCCGAAGCAAACACAGAAGGUUCCACUAGCUUCUGGAGUUUAUGGACCUGGAUAACCGACAUCUUUGCCUUUGUGAUCGUGCCGCUUGUUGUUUUGAUUUUCAAUAUUUUAGUUUUGAGAGAAAUAUUCAAAAUUUCAAGAAACGACAUGAUGAAGAGGCAGCAGUGUAGGAAUGGAAACAGCACGGCUUCGACAGUUACUCUCCUAGCGGUGUCUUUCUAUCUGAUCAUCACUCAGAUAAGUGCUACUGUUGUCGUCUGCCUGCAGCCAAUUUUUCCUAACGGUAACAUGUUUAUGAACGAUGACGACAUCCGCGGAGACAAAACCUGGUCUCAUUUAUUCACAUACCUUGAUGUGAGAAAAGUGAUCGAAGUCAUUUGCUUGUCUCAUUACGCAUGUUACUUCUGUAUUUACUGUCUGACUGGGAAACAUUUUAGGAAAGAGGUUGUGUUUUUGGUUACACUUCGAGGAAGGCUCCGGUAUUUUGCUAGUGUUAUUUGCAGAAGACAAAGAUCUGAACGAUAUUCUAUGGUAUCUACCAACGGCCUACCCAUGUCUGAGACUUUCACAACAGCUUUCUCCACAGCAAUCUGA